Molecule: messenger RNA, 2183 nt
Organism: Ornithodoros turicata
Lineage: Eukaryota; Metazoa; Arthropoda; Arachnida; Ixodida; Argasidae
Product: geranylgeranyl transferase type-2 subunit alpha-like
Exons: 13
Coding region: 228-1922 (564 amino acids)
Biological process (GO): protein geranylgeranylation
Cellular component (GO): Rab-protein geranylgeranyltransferase complex; cytoplasm
Molecular function (GO): Rab geranylgeranyltransferase activity; protein binding
Source: RefSeq, a predicted model, not a curated record
GGCAACUAUGACCAACGAUAUGGCAGCCUCCACUGCCUGCUUCGCGACGUACGCUUGCUUCGUGAGUCACAACCCCGCAACCACCACAACGGCAUAACGCAGAGGAGUAACACAAAGCAAAUACAUGUAGGUUAGCACUGCUAGCACAUUGUGAAUUUCUGCAACAAAAACUUACAAGCGACAUCAUCACAUUUUUACGAAAAGUGACAUUGCUGGAUUCCUGAACCAUGCACGGAAGAGUGAAAGUGAAGACAACUGCUGAGCAAGAGGAGGAGAAAAGAAAAGAGCGGGAAAAGAAGCUUGAGAAAUACAGGUCUGCUUCUAACCGGAUCGAAGAAAAGAGGCAAAGGGGAGAAUUGGAUGAUGAACUUCUGAAAAUCACAGGCCAAGUAUUAAUGAGCAACCCAGAUGAUGCUACACUGUGGAAUGUGCGCCGAGAAGUCUUUGACAAAUAUUUCGUUGAACGGAAAAAUAACUUGAAGGAACUGGCCAGAAUGGAGCUGCAGCUCACCGAGUUAGCUCUUCAGAAAAACCCAAAAUCUUAUGGAGCUUGGAGUCACCGUACCUGGGCAAUGGAAACCUUUCCUGCAAUGGACUGGGAUAAGGAGCUUUCCCUCUGCAAUCUCUUCCUUGACAUGGAUGAGCGCAAUUUUCACUGCUGGGACUACCGCCGCUUUGUGUGUGACCAUGCAAACGUCAGCCUGGAGAAAGAAUUGGAGUUUACAAUGCAGAAAAUUGCUGCAAACUUCUCUAACUACUCGGCUUGGCAUUACCGCAGCUUUCUGCUGCCUAAACUAUUUCCCGGUGCUGUUCAAGGCAGUGUCAGAGAAGAGAUUUUGUUACAGGAGUAUAACCUCGUGCAAAAUGCAACAUUUACUGACCCAAGUGACCAGAGUGCCUGGUUCUAUCACAGGUGGCUUACAGGCAGAGAAAGCCCACCAUUGGACUUCCUUCUGUUUCGUGUGUCAAGGAGCAAGCAUCAAAUCAUAAUAAACCUUACAAAGCCUAUUCGGCUUGAUCAGAUGCAACUCAUUUUGAAGAUCAAUGGCACGUCAGUACCCACAAAGUGGGAGGCUCCAGGAAGGCCAUGUUCCUCAUCUCUUUGGUGUCAUAAAAUGAACAAAGACAUCCUCAUUGGAGACUGUGAUUAUAUGUUCCAAGUCUUCCUUCAAUCUUCCGAUGUCGUACUGGCCUCUGCCACAGUAUCAUUGUGUGCAUCUGACCAUGAGGCGCAGUAUUCUGGGAAGAUACCUCGCAAUCGGUUAUUCAGUUGUGAACUAAGUGCAGCCAGGACAUCGGUUCUACAAGAUGAACUGGAAGCCUGCCAACAGCUUCACCAGCUUGAACCUGAUAAUAAAUGGCCCCUGCUGACCUGUGUUCUCCUCAUGAGAGCAUUGGAUGGGCAGAAACACAAAACUGAAAUUGAAGAUUUCCUGUCACAACUCUGUAAAGUUGACUCCACAAGGAAGAAUUAUUACCAGGAUUUAAUGUCCAAGUUUGCAGUUGAGAGGAUCAUCGAGAACUUAGAAGACCACAGCUCGAGUGUUGCGUUUGUGAACUGUGGACUGACAAGCAUUCGACAUACAGACCACUUGGUGCUGAUGCAGCAGGUAGAUCUCAGCAACAAUGCUCUUACCUCGCUGCGUCCCCUGUGCUGCCUUAUCAACCUUCGUAACCUCACUGCUAAUGACAACAAGAUUGAGGACUGCGUUGGACUGGACAACCUGCUUGAGCUUACAACCUUGUCACUCAGAAGGAACUCUAUAUCUUCCACGGGAGGAAUUGCAUCACUGGCAACCUGCCCACAACUAGUUGAACUACAUCUGGAAGGAAACCUAAUAUGUGAUGACGUCGGCUUCAAGAGUUCUAUUUGCGGUGUGAUCCCCCAGUUGAGGGCCCUUAAUGGAGAGAAUUGUCAGUAGGGCACAACGUUACUGCGAUUAUGAAGUAACACAAAUACUGCAUGACACAGCAACUGUGUACAAGGGACUUCCAGAGCUGCAAGCACUUCGGAAGUGUUUCAUGUGCAUGUUCUCAGAAGCAAAGUGGCAACAUGCAUCACGGUGAACAUGCACGUUUUAUGGCUUACGGACUGUCAAGUUUAUGGUAUUUUAAUUUUGAUACAUUAUGUUUGUGUGUGAUUGCUUGUUGCUUUAAAUCCAAUAAAUAUGAGCAUUAUCUUA